AUUCAUUUGUAUUUAAAUAAUAAUUAAAUUUAUUAACUAUAUCAUUGAAGAAUUUUUUUCGGAACUUUAGAUGUAUUGGUACUGACUGAUAACCAUAAAACCAUUCCUAGAUCUUGUGUUAAAAAUUUUAUCUCUUUUUUUAACAAUAGUGCCAAAUUUAACAAGUUUCUCACACCAGAUGGAAGCAAACAAUCAGCAAAAAUGGCUGCAAGAAAGCUUAUGAAGUAUUUGUCCGGAAAGGAAAUGAGAGAUUGGCUCACAAGCACACAUUUUUGGGGACCUUUUGCAACUUGGUCAAUUCCUAUAGCUGCUAUUGCAGAUACACAAAAAGAUGCUAGUUUGAUCAGUGGGAAAAUGACUUUUGCUUUGUUGAUGUAUUCUUCUAUUUUCAUGAGAUUCGCGUGGAAAGUGAAUCCACGUAACUUACUUCUAUUAUCUUGUCACUUUACUAACACGUGUGCCCAACUAACUCAAGGAACAAGAUUUUUGAAAAAUAAGUACAGCAAAACAGAUGUCUAGAAAAAAAAAUUACCGAAAUUUUUAAAAGUGGUAAAAAUUCAUACUCUAGUCUUGAAUACUCACUGGUCAUACUUGUUUAUUAUAAAUGAACAAUUCCUUUUAAUAAUGUUGUAUAGAAUAUUUUAAUUUACUAUAAAUGUAUGAAAUCUAGUCAUCUGCACUUGUAUUAAAAUAUAAUACAGAUUUUGCUCUUUU
Messenger RNA from Daphnia pulex (common water flea), 714 nucleotides. Its product is annotated as mitochondrial pyruvate carrier 1-like. Lineage: Eukaryota; Metazoa; Arthropoda; Branchiopoda; Diplostraca; Daphniidae. The transcript is spliced from 3 exons. The record is from RefSeq and is a predicted model, not a curated record. The coding region runs from base 202 to 519 and encodes 105 amino acids. Gene Ontology annotation, biological process: pyruvate import into mitochondria. Gene Ontology annotation, cellular component: mitochondrial inner membrane.